AUGGGUGGGCGGUGGUUUUGGGCAUUUGCGAUGAUGGGGUUUCUUCUUCAGCAGCUCGCCUCCGUGGGAACUAAUGUCUGGAUCAAGAGAUGGGUAAGCGAAUUUGAUAACCUUGCCGAGGAGCCACCGGCCCGCACACAAACUGCUGGGGUGAAUUCUGGUUAUUACCUUGGGGUAUACGGAUUGAUCAUUGGAUCCUUCGCGCUUGCGUCAUUUAUUCGCGAUAUCACCGUCUUCUCUGGGGCUCUCAAGGCUUCCGCACAAAUUUUCGACAACCUCCUCGACUCGAUUCUCUACGCGCGGCUAUUGUUCUUUGAUAAAGUUCCCUUUGGGCAAAUCACCAAUCGAUUCUCGAAAGACGUCGAGGCAAUGGACCAAGAGAUUGCCCCCCAAGCCAUGAGUGCGUUCUAUACAUUCUGCUGCCUGGGUACAGUAGUGCUAGUGAUCUCCGUUCUGCUGCCUGUAUUCCUCCCAGUGGCCGUGAUAAUAUGUCUUGUAUAUUCUGUUAUCACGAGGAUGUUCAUCAACAGUGCCCGGGACCUCAAGCGAAUCGAAGCAAUCCGACAGUCGCCGCUGUAUCAGCAAUUCGGGGAAGCUCUUACUGGGUCGGUCAGCAUACGUGCCUAUGGACACCUGAAACGAUUCACGGACGAAAGUCACCACCUGAUUGACGGGUUCAAUGAGCCAAACGCUAUGAGAUGGGCCGUGAAGGCAUGGCUUACCUUGCGGAUUGCAUCUCUUAGUGCAGUGAUCUCCUGGCUUACGGGGACAUUCUUGCUCCUCGGGCUGGACCGAGGUGCCGUCACUCCUGGACUUGCCGGCCUGGCUCUGACCUACGCGUCAACCUUCACAGAUAAUGUCCUGUGGUUUGUCCAGCUAUACGCCAUCGUUCAGCAAAGCUUGAACUCUGCCGAACGCAUCAUUGAGUAUACUGAAAUUACUCAGGAGCCUACUGAGCCCCUUGAGUCCGGGUUGUCUACUCUGCCACCCCACUGGCCUGAAAACGGAUCUGUACGGUUCCAAGGCUAUACAACUAGCUACUCCUUAGACCUUGAUCCGGUCUUGAUCGAUGUAAAUCUUAGCAUCCUAGCUGGACAGAGGGCGGCCAUUGUUGGGCGCACAGGGGCAGGUAAGAGUAGCUUAGCUCUCGCGCUCAUCCGAGUCCUAGAGGCGGACACUGGGAGCAUCACGAUUGACGGCGUGAAUAUAUCCUCCAUAUCACUCAAAAGGUUACGACAAACAGUCUCCGUUGUCCCGCAAGACCCAACUCUAUUUGACGGGAGCCUGAAAGAAAACCUUGACCCCUUCGAUAAAUAUGCGGACGCUGAGCUGUGCGACAUGCUCCGCGAUCUGCAACUUUUCCGGAGUCUGCAAUCAGAGAGCUUGAAUCAUUCUGCCUCAGUCUUGUCACAAGGCCAGCGACAGUUGGUUUGUAUAGCGCGAGCACUGCUCCGCCGUUCCCGAGUACUCGUGCUUGAUGAGGCGACGGUUUCUAUCGAUCACGACACAGACGCAUUGAUUCAGUCGGCGUUAAAGACGAGCGUUGCUGCAGGCACCACUGUCAUCACCAUCGCACACCGCCUCUCUUCUAUCGCGGAUUAUGAUACAGUCAUUGUCAUGGAAUCUGGUCGUGUCGUAGAGCAAGGAUCAGUGAUGGAAUUGCUAAGUCAUGAAGGAGAAGGCGCUGUAUUCCGCCAAAUGUGUGAGCAAUCUGGUGAAAUUGAAAGCAUCAGGAAAAUCGCUCAAGGUUAG
This is a messenger RNA of Penicillium chermesinum, 1752 nucleotides long. Its product is annotated as ATP-dependent bile acid permease. Gene Ontology annotation, molecular function: ATP hydrolysis activity; ATP binding; ABC-type peptide transporter activity. The coding region runs from base 1 to 1752 and encodes 583 amino acids. The record is from RefSeq and is a predicted model, not a curated record. NCBI's taxonomy places the organism in Eukaryota, Fungi, Ascomycota, Eurotiomycetes, Eurotiales, Aspergillaceae. The transcript has a single exon. Gene Ontology annotation, cellular component: fungal-type vacuole membrane; fungal-type vacuole. Gene Ontology annotation, biological process: transmembrane transport.